Molecule: messenger RNA, 2339 nt
Organism: Verruconis gallopava
Lineage: Eukaryota; Fungi; Ascomycota; Dothideomycetes; Venturiales; Sympoventuriaceae
Exons: 3
Coding region: 106-1998 (630 amino acids)
Biological process (GO): DNA-templated transcription; positive regulation of transcription by RNA polymerase II
Molecular function (GO): zinc ion binding; DNA-binding transcription factor activity; DNA binding
Source: RefSeq, a predicted model, not a curated record
GGACGGCAACCGAAAUGCACGUCUUGCGUUAAAUUAAAUCGCGAAUGCACAUAUAAUCCAUCGAGGAAACGAGGACUCCCAACCGGUUACGUCAGAGUGUUAGAAAUGUUGCUUGGGCUUCUGCUGCGAACUUUUGAAGACAGUGAACAUAUUCUGUCGUCGCUUCUCCAACAUUCCUUACGGGAGCCAGCUUUGAUCCUCGGAGAAGGAGAGCCUUCCUCUGGUAGUGCAUUGGACACAUGGCGAAAAAGUGGAGUCUUCAAACUCGUAGGAUCACUUCUAUCAUUGGUGCAAUCAUCUGACGAUGAAGAAAAUUCACCACCCACUAUCGAUGAGAGCUUGACAACAGCGCUGUCUGCCUUUCUGAAUUGCAAAGAGUCAGCCGGAAAUGUUCAUCAACUCUCAACACCUGAGAGCCUUACAAGCCUUCAACGGACUCAGCGGGCAAAUACAGCGACAACGCCUCCAGUAGUGUCCGGUAACUUCACUCCCACUGCCGGUCUCUUCUCGCCUGACCCCUCAAUUCUUCCACCGAAUUGGCUGAAGCUCCUUGAAGAUUAUAUAGCGACCACACACUGCUGGUUUCUCAUCUCUAAGAAACAUGAACUUCUCCAAAUUGCAUAUACUGCGGCCGAUGCUGGCAGAUGUAUCGAUCAGCCAUGCUCAGGAGAUCUCGCAUUCCUUUGGGCUGUCUUCGCAUAUUCAACGCGCCAGAACGAAAGUGAGAGCGCGUUUGGAGUGGAAUCAGACUGUGAGAACAUAGCUUUCAGCCUCAUUUACUCUCGCUCUCAGUCUUACGGUUUUGGGCAUGUUCGAGCACUUCUCUUGUUGACAUUACUAAAAGUUGCUACUGAAUCUUGGAGCGCUGCUUGGGUCCUUCUCGGCCAAGCUCUCUAUCUUGCCACCGACCUUGGAAUCAUCUCGCGACAUAGAGAUGGUAGUGGCCUUUCGACGUAUCAAAACCAGCUUGAGGAUAGCCAAAGGCGGUUAUUUCAUGGAUGUUUUAUACUUGAUACGUUAAUAUCAACUCAUCUCAAGAGGCAAUCUUUGCUCACUUGGUCGGAUCUUCAGUCUGUUGGUCCAAUCGAUAUUGAAGGUCUCGAGGAAUGGGAACCAUGGAAACCUCCGAGGGCACUGAACAUACGCUCAUACCCUUGUAAAAUGUUGAGCACCUUCAACAGUUUCGUUGAAUUGGUUGGAUUACUAAACUACAUUAAUACUACAGCAGAAGUGGGAUCAACUGAGUCCCAAAUCGAGACCAUACAGCAGCAAUUUUCUGCGCUCAAGGAAAGGCUAUCGUCACAGAUCCACAAGAUGACCCAAGAAGGAAUAGGAAUUUUCAACCAGCCCUACCAAUUCCUUAAUCUCCAAUUUGCGAUCUCCGGGAUCCAAUUGAAAGUUCAUCAGAAGAUGUCCUCUGUUUCAGGUGCGGUGUUCGGUUCUCAAGAACAGCAUCUGACCUCUUCCUUCAGAUUGUUUCGAGAGCAGUCUAGGGGCACAAAUAAGACUUGGAAAACUCCUUUGCUCAAGAUAUAUAUUGCGUUGUUCGACGAGCAGCUCGCAAUGGAGCCGGCUUUGUGCAGCGAGAACGACUUGUUGGCAUGGAAAUCUAUACUUCUAGACAUUGUUUCGCACUUCCAGUCAGAUUGGCAAGGCAAGCCUGACGUGCCACAUACUAGCUCUGACAUAUUGCCGAAGACGGUCACUGUUCCCAAGCAAAGCGUCUUACCUCCGUCGACAUCUCAUCUCACACAACCUAUAUCUCCCAAUUCAAUGAUGUCUUGCUCAGCAUUUACUGACCCAACAUCAGUCGUUGAUGCAGUAGUUACCCAAACACCUAUGGAUCCAGAUGAGAGUUCCCUCUUCGAUAGUCUGGCUAUGCUCGACUCCGUGCUCUGUCCAUUUGACAGCCCUAGAUUCUUGGAACAUCUGGGCAUGGCUCCAAAUCAGAACCCGGUUGACUUCUCAGCUAUUUCGGAUUUGGAUCGAAUAGCAUAAGAUAGCAUCCAGUCUAUCUUCAUCUGCCGUGUUCUCUCGAUUCAAUAGCGAAUACCAAUCGAGUGGACCUCCUCUCACAUUAAACCUUUUUCCAAAUUUGACCUUGAGUUACACUGUGGCGGGCGCCUGUCGUGCGCUAUGAGCAAGCAGCUUAAGCCGUGGCUGAAUAUGCUACGAGCCGACACAAGUCAUUAUUAUUCUAACUGACUUGCUCCCUGGGCAGCAUAGAGAGAGUUGAAAACCAGCUGCUACAUCAGAUUGAUCUAAGAGAGCAAAUAUAACGUCCAGUUUAUUGUAGAAACUGUCUGCUUACAAGUUCUUCUGCAUUCUACAGACUUAGG